AUGGCGCCCACCGACAAGAGGAGUCUUCCCACGAAGAUUAAUCCGCUGUUAAUCGAGAGUAUCCCCGAAUACACCGAACUCGUCGCGCGUCGCCGACUCGGCCAGACUCAGCUGACUCCUAAGAUGGUCGGCCCUGGUGCGAGCGAACAGACCACGACCCUCGGCGCGUUUGACUAUGCUCAUCUUCGCGCCCCAAUGCCCAAGGGCAUCGUCUCGGGCAUUUUCAAGUCCAGCCCCAACAGCUACUUCCUGAUGCGCCGCAGCCACGACGGAUACGUAUCUGCGACUGGCAUGUUCAAGGCGACGUUCCCCUACGCCGAGGCGGAGGAGGAGGAGAGGGAGCGCCAGUAUAUCAAGACUCUGCCCACCACGAGUCGUGAAGAGACUGCUGGCAACAUCUGGGUGCCCCCCGAGCAGGCUCUGAUCCUCGCCGAAGAGUAUCAGAUCACGACCUGGAUUCGAGCCCUUCUUGAUCCGGCCAAGAUCGCGGUUUCGAGCAGCAGCAGCUCCUCGGCAAGCCCUCCCCGGAACAUCACGGCGCCUCCCAAGUUUGACAUCUCCAAGCACGCGACCACCAUCGCUUCGACCGUCACACCCAACCUCGCGCCUCCCACCCCGACGUCCCUCGCUCGAUCUCGCGGCCGCCGCUCUGCUAGCCCUUCAAAACUGCCCAAGAAGGUCACUGCCUCUCCUCGCAAACGCUCGACAAGGGUAAAGUCCUCCGAAUCGUUCGAUCCGCCGCGAACUAGGAGCCGCAGCCAGUCCGUAGAAGUUGAGGAAGCCAGCGCGCGUGCGUCGAAGGAGGCCGAGGCCAAGGCAGAAUCCUUAGUUAUCCUGCAAUCCGUCGAAGAGGAGCCCUCGAAGGCUACGGCCGAGGAGAACGGAGAAGAAGUCGCUGCGGAGCAAGAUGAGGAGACCAGUCAGAAGAAGCCUUCUGAGAAGUCCAAGAAGAAGAAGAAGGCGGCCGAUUCGGAAAAGAUCCAUCUCCUGAGUGCUGGCGAACCCCCGUCCAAGGAAGAGACUCUGAAGAUGUUGGCGGAAGCUAAGAAAAUGGUCGAGGAAGCGGCGGAAACCGCCUCCCCAUCGAGCGGCGAAUCCCCAUCGGACGAGGUCUCCGCGGAAGCUCCGGCGAUAAAUGGAGAGGUUGAGUCGAAGAAGGGCAAGCGCAAGGCACAGGAUAUCUCUACUUCUGACGAACCGAACGAAAAGGAGGGCGGUGAGGAGCAGGAGGAGGAUUCCGAGGAGCAGCGCGCCGCGAAGAAGGUGAAGACGGAGAUUGAGCUUCAAAAAGGACGUGUCAGGCAACGCGCUCUUGUGGGCAUUUCUGCCGCCGUCGCUAUGGGGUAA
Messenger RNA from Scedosporium apiospermum, 1347 nucleotides. RefSeq lists its product as uncharacterized. The transcript has 2 exons. NCBI's taxonomy places the organism in Eukaryota, Fungi, Ascomycota, Sordariomycetes, Microascales, Microascaceae. The record is from RefSeq and is a predicted model, not a curated record. The coding region runs from base 1 to 1347 and encodes 448 amino acids. Gene Ontology annotation, cellular component: nuclear membrane complex Bqt3-Bqt4. Gene Ontology annotation, biological process: meiotic attachment of telomere to nuclear envelope; mitotic telomere tethering at nuclear periphery. Gene Ontology annotation, molecular function: DNA binding.